UAUAUCCAAAACACAAAAUAUUAAAACAAACCCAAUAUGGCUUUUCUUUCCUUUCAUUAUUCUCUCUUUCUUCUAAUAAUAACCAUUUUCUCAUCAUCAAAACUAGCCAACGCAGCAAACAACACACAGAAUUUCCACUACUUCUGUGAUUUCAACAACAGAGGUAACUACACAGACAACAGCAUCUACCAUACAAACCUUAAAACACUUUUAUCAUCCCUCACUUCCAACACACAAAUCAACUACGGUUUCUACAAUUUCUCAAACGGCCAAAACACUAACAAAGUAUACGCAAUUGCUCUCUGCAGAGGCGAUGUUAAUAACCAAACCGACUGCCUCAGUUGCCUCAAAGGUUCAAGCAACAAUCUCACACAGCUUUGUCCGAACCAGAAAGAAGCAAUUGGUUGGUACGAAGACGAAAAAUGCAUGCUGCGUUAUUCAGAUCGAUCUAUAUUUCGAUUCUUGGAAACAGGACCUCCUUAUUAUGCACACAACCUGGCUAACGCAACUGAUUUGAGCGUGUUCAAUGAAACUGUGCGCGACCUGCUGGAUAAUUUGACUCAGAGAGCUUCGUCGGGUGAUUCUAGUUUGAAAUAUGCUGCUGAUAGUGCGCGCGGUCCGAAUGAUCAAACUAUAUAUGGUUUGGUUCAGUGUACGCCUGAUUUGUCUGAAUCAGAUUGUAGUUCAUGUUUGGUUCAGUCUAUAGCGCGAAUACCGAUUGAUUGUUGCAAAGAUAAGAUUGGCGGAAGAGUCGUUAGGCCUAGUUGUAACAUGAGAUUUGAAACCAAUUUUCGAUUCUAUGAUCCUACAGCAACGCCGUCACCUCCUCCACCAGUAAAAAGCAAAACUACCACAAUCAUUGCCAUUGUAGUAUCAGUUGUUGCUAUUAUGGUGCUCAUUUUAAUCUUCAUAUAUUUAAGAGCAAGGAAGCGAAGUAAAAGACUUAGAAUUCAAGAAGAAGAAGAAGAAGAAGAAGAAGAUGAUGAUGCUGAUGAAAUUGAAAUUUCGGAGUCAUUGCAAUUCAAGUUAGAUACAAUAAGAUAUGCAACAAAUGACUUUUGUGAUGAAAAUGAACUUGGACAAGGUGGAUUUGGAACUGUCUACAGAGGUACACUCCCCAAUGGACAAGAGAUUGGUGUCAAGAGGUUGUCAAAGGAUUCUGGCCAAGGAGAUUUAGAAUUUAAGAAUGAAGUUGUUUUAUUGGCUAAGCUUCAACACCGAAAUUUAGUCAGACUACUCGGUUUCUGUAUAGAAGGAAGAGAAAGACUGCUUGUAUAUGAAUUUGUUUACAAUAAGAGUCUUGAUUACUUCAUUUUUGAUGAAACCAAGAGAGCGUGUUUAAAGUGGGAAAGGAGGUUUAAAAUCAUUGCAGGUAUUGCUCGAGGAAUUCUUUACCUUCACGAGGAUUCUCGUCUACGCAUUAUCCAUCGUGAUCUCAAAGCAAGCAAUAUUCUCUUAGACGGAGAGAUGAAUCCAAAGAUAGCAGAUUUUGGUAUGGCUAGACUGUUUGCAGUGGACCAAACUCAAGAGAAUACAAAUAGAAUUGUGGGAACCUAUGGAUAUAUGGCACCUGAGUAUGUAAUGCAUGGACAGUUUUCUGUGAAGUCAGACGUAUUCAGUUUUGGCGUAUUGAUUCUUGAGAUUAUAAGUGGUCACAAAAAUAAUGAUGUUCGUCGUGGGGAUACUAAUGAGUAUCUUCUAAGCUUUGUAUGGAGAAACUGGCGAGACGGGUCGCCAACAAAUAUUAUAGAUCCUACAAUAAUCAACGAUUCAGUAAAUGAAGUAUUGAGAUGCAUCCACAUUGGGUUACUUUGUGUUCAAGAAAAUGCAAAUAGCAGACCAACUAUGACUUCUGUUGUACUAAUGCUUAAUAGCCAUUCUUUCAGUCUAUCAAGACCUUCAGAACCUGCAUUUUAUGUAGGUAGUGGAGCUGUAGACUUUCAAGAUAUAAUGGUGCAAUCAUCGGAGCAUAACUCAGGUCAGGAAUCGAUAAAUAAGGUUUCGAUUAUGGAGCCAUAUCCUCGCUAGAUUUUGAUUGUGUAUAGAGUAUAGUCAUAAUAUACUGGUAUACAUGAAUUAAGAACAUAUUUAAGUGGUUGUUUAGAAGAUGUUGUUUGAUAAAAAAGGAAAGUAGGUUUUCUUGUCAAUAAGUAGUUUGUGUGUAUCUAUUUUAUCAGUACUUUGUUUGAAGAAUGUCUUAAGACAAAAGAUUAUGCUAUAUAUGUCAUGCGGAUAAAUAAUGUUGAGAAGAUUAAUACUAUGAAGUCUUUUUUUACUUUCUUUCUUGGUGAGUCUUUAGGAAACUAUAUGUAAAAGUAUUAUUCAUAUGAACGGAACUAACAUUCUAAGAUGAAAAGUCAACAUGACCAAGACAAACAGGUUUAAUAAUUGUAAGUGUUUGACUAUACUAUCAGCAAAGAAUAGAAGAGGAGUAAAUGCUAUGUUACUAAGUUUUCCACAUGAGGGAUCCACUUGUCUCCAAAAACGAAACUACAAGUUAAGAAGAAGUCAAACUAACUUAUAAAGAAAUAAAUAUGGAUAAAUAUAUAGUAAAGAUUACAAUUCUUCUAAUAAAACCGCGCAAGAUUUUUUUGUUUUUUUCUUCCCGUAUGUUGAUGCACAAUGAAUAAAGAUGAUGACAAAGGGAAUGAACAAAAGGAAUAACGCUGCAAAGA
Molecule: messenger RNA, 2675 nt
Organism: Vicia villosa (hairy vetch)
Lineage: Eukaryota; Viridiplantae; Streptophyta; Magnoliopsida; Fabales; Fabaceae
Product: cysteine-rich receptor-like protein kinase 44
Exons: 7
Coding region: 37-2028 (663 amino acids)
Biological process (GO): protein phosphorylation
Molecular function (GO): ATP binding; protein kinase activity
Source: RefSeq, a predicted model, not a curated record